UAGAUCUAUAAUAGCUAUAUCUAUACUUUUUCGCAUUCUCGCGGGCUAAGUUAGAUUAUGAUUAAGUGUUAUAAUUGAAUCUUUUAUAGUCAUACUAGACUCCUAAUCUAGAUAUUAAUCUACACCAUUAAAUUACUAGAUUAUUAGUAUUUAUUACUGGAGUAUUGCUGCUUGCUGUCCUGCAGAUUAGGACUAAAUUUAGUCAAUUUAGACAAUUGUUAAAAUAACAUUUGUUUAAAAACUUAACAUGCCGCCAGGGCGGCCACGACGUGCUGUUAAGCAACAACCUCCACCAGAAUUAGAUGAAUCUGAGCAAGCAUCAGAAAUAUCUUUAAGUGUGGGCAAUGAUUCUGAUAGUGACUUUGAAGAACCUAAGGCUAAAGGAAAAAGAAAGAAAAAGGAUGAUUCUGCACCCGCUGCCAAACGCAAGAAAGCAGAUACAGGAGCAAAAGCAAAGAAAACACAUCUCAUGGCAUUAGAAAAUGGUGAUGGGAGUCUUUUUGAAACUGUUAAGGCUGGCAAAGCUUCUUUGCAGGCAGUGGUUGAUGACUGGAUUGAAGGAUACAAGCUAGAUAGGAAUGCUGCACUGUUGGAACUAAUUCAGUUCUUCAUUCAGUGUUCAGGGUGCAAGGGUAAAAUCACUCCCUACAUGUAUGCCAGUAUGGAGCAUGCAGAGAUUAUACGUAAAAUGACUGAAGAGUUUGAUGAGGAAAGUGGAGAUUACCCUUUGAUAAUGACUGGGCCACAGUGGAAAAAGUUUAAAUCCUCUUACUGUGAAUUCGUCCAAGUUCUCGUGCGUCAGUGUCAGUACAGUAUCAUCUAUGACCAAUACAUGAUGGAUAAUGUUAUCUCUCUCCUGACUGGGUUGACAGAUUCCCAGGUCAGGGCUUUUAGGCAUACCAGCACACUUGCAGCCAUGAAGCUUAUGACAGCUUUGGUGGAUGUAGCACUCAACCUGAGUAUAAACUUAGACAACACACAGAGGCAGUAUGAGGCUGAGAGAGCCAAGCAACAGAACAAGAGAGCAGGGGACAGACUCGACUUGCUGAUGCAGAAAAGACAAGAGCUGGAAGAGAACCAAGCAGAAAUUCGUAACAUGCUGACAUACAUAUUCAAGGGUGUCUUUGUCCAUAGAUACAGGGACACCCAGCCAGAGAUCCGCUCUAUUUGUAUGGCAGAAAUUGGUGUUUGGAUGAAGAAGUAUCCAAACAUGUUCUUGGAUGACAGCUAUCUUAAAUAUGUUGGGUGGACUCUAUAUGACAAGGUUGGUGAUGUUCGUCUCUGUUGUCUGAAGACAUUAGCACCCUUGCAUGAAACACCUGAUCUGUCUGGCAAGUUGGAAUUGUUUACAAACAGAUUCAAGGACAGAAUAGUUGAAAUGACAUUAGACAAAGAAUAUGAUGUAGCAGUGCAAGCCAUUCGACUAGUUAUCUGUGUCCUUAGAUACAGCGAAAAUGUUUUAUCAGACAAAGACUGUGAGAAUGUGUACGAAUUGGUCUACUCAUCUCACAGAGCUGUAGCACAGGCCGCAGGAGAUUUUCUCAACCACAAGUUGUUCAAACGAGAUGACAAUGCCCCAGCUGUGAAGGCAGCUAGUGGCAAGAAAAGGAGCCCCAAUACUCCACUUUUGAGAGAUCUGGUUCAGUUCUUUAUUGAGAGUGAGCUUCAUGAGCAUGCUGCCUAUCUAGUGGACAGCUUGUGGGAAAUCAAUGAAAUGAUGAAGGACUGGGAAUGUAUGACUGACCUCUUACUGGAGGAGCCUGGCAAAGGAGAAGAAGCUCUUGAUGACAGACAAGAAACUAGUCUGAUUGAAAUUAUGGUUUGUUGUGUUAAGCAGGCUGCAACUGGGGAAUCUCCUGUGGGUAGAGGACCUAACAGAAAAAUGUCAGCUAGAGAAGUGAAACAAGUAUCAGAAGAUAAACAGAAACUUACUGAACAUUUUAUUGUUGCUUUACCUCAGCUGUUGUUAAAGUAUUUGAUGGAUCCUGAGAAAGUGGCUAACCUCUUACAGAUUCCAUUGUACUUUGAUCUUGACAUCUACACAUCUGGCAGACAAGAAAAGAAUCUAGAGUUGCUGCUGCGAUAUAUUAAUGAUAUUGUAGAGAAACACACUGGAAGUGAGGUUCUUGAAGCCUGUUCAAAGUGUAUGGAAUGUCUGUGCAAUGAGGAGUUUGCAAUAGCUGGCAAGAGUGAAGUCAGCAAGAAGACGUUGAUAGACUCACUUGUCAUCAAGUUGAAACAGGCUGUGCAAGAUUAUUUCACUGAGGGCGAUGUACCAGAUGAAGAUGAGGUGUAUGCAUUACUUGCUGCUUUGAAAAGAAUUGCUGCUUUUUAUGCCUGUCACGAUUUGACCAGCUGGGAGAUUUGGGAUGACAUCUUCAUUGUUGUCAAGUCUGCUAGAGAUAAAGCACCUGUACCGGAAGAUAUCAUUGUGAAGGCCAUUCAAGCUUGUUCUUUGGCUGUGAUGUUUUACUUGAAGAGACUGGAUGAAACAAAGCCACGCCCUGAUGAAAUGAAACGGCUAAGAAAGAAGACCGCGGUUCUGAUUCAGUGUUUCCAUGAACUUAUGUUCCAUGAGAGUGAGAAAGUCAAGGAGGAUGCUUUUCUGAGUAUCUGUGACUUGGCUAUAAUCUUUAGUCCCCACCUGGGAGAAAGCAACCCACUGUUGAAACCUAUAGUGUAUACAAUGGAACCUAAGCUGACCAAUCACCUCAGUGAAUUCCUUCUAAUGAAGGUUUUUGUAGAGGAUGAUGAAGAAGAUAUGGAUGAAAAUGUCAAAAUUGAAGAGCUGCACAAAAGGAGAAAUUUUCUGGCAAGUUUCUGUAAACUUGUUGUGUAUAACAUCAUCCCUAUCAAAGCUGCCGCCACUGUGUUCAAGCACUAUAUGAAGUUCUAUAAUGACUAUGGUGACAUCAUCAAGUUUACUUUGGGUAAAGCCAGGGAGAUCAACAAGGUGGCCACUUCUAAAACAUUGGCUGCCAGCCUUCAACAGCUGUUUAAAGAAAUACAAGCAGACCAAAGUGAUGUGGAUCGUUCUUCUGAUGCAUUCCAAGCUAUUAAGGAACUGUGUCGAAGAUUUGCCUUGUCUUUUGGACUUGAUCAGAUUAAGAACAGGGAGGCUGUGGCCACAAUGCACACUGAAGGCAUACAGUUUAGCUUGACACCAUUUGAAAACAUGGACAAAGGCCCUAAUGCUGCGCCACCAAACAUUGCUUUUCUAGAGGUACUGUGUGAGUUUGCCAAUAAAUUAAUGAAACAGGAUAAGAAGACAGUUGUCAACUAUCUAGACAAACAAGUAGAGGGUAAAAUGCCUCAUACUCGCCAAGAGGACUGGCAGCCUUUCUUCAUUUACAGAAACAGCUUGAUUCAGGGGGAGACUGACUGGAAUCCUAUCACAUUGAAACAGGCUGCUCAGAAGAGAUAUGGCAAGAGGAACAGACAAGACACUUCCUCAGAUACAAGCUAUGAGCCUCAGACCCCUGGCCCCAUGAGCACCCAGCCAAUGACUUCCACUGCCAACAAGAGGGGACACCACCACCAUGAUCAGGAUGAAGACUCCAACUUGGGUUCCAACAUAGGCUCAGAGCAGGACUUUGAUGAUUCAGUCUUGAUUUCUAGGUAUUAUUAUUAAGUGUUAAAUGUGUUUUUUUUCUCUUGUUUUUUUUUUUUUUUUUUAAAUAAAUACAGGGUUCACUUAACUGCCUCUAUUGAUGUACUAUGUUAAUCACAUAGACUAUACAUUGUUGAAAAAUAAUCCUUUAUUCUUAUCAAUCACAACAUGAAGUUAAACUGAGCCCUGUACUAGUUAAAUGUUUGGGUUUUUUUUUGUGUGUGUUUUAUUUUACAGUUAUUAUUUUUGGUAGUGUUACACAUUUGUUAUUUAUUUGUAUUUAAAUACAGGCAGUUGUUGAUUCAUGAAUGCAUUCUUAGACCUCAUUAAUAAGUUGAUUUGUGUGUACGAUGGCAGCUUUGUGAGCAAUCAUUUGUACACUACUCAAAUACUGUUUCACUAAACAUUGGUAUUUGCUUCUACUGUGGCCUUAUGCACAAAGCUUGUUGAGUGCAUUUAAUCCACAGAGUAAGCUUUAUCCAAUGAUUAGUUAUUUAAAAUCUCAUGUAAUGACAAAGAUUAUUUUCUACAUCGAAAUACUUUUUCUUGAGUAUCAAUUAAAUACUAAGUAAUUCUUAUUGGGAAAUUUCUUUAUUCUAAAUAUAAAACUGCUGACUCAGUAACUGCCUAUAAUACAAUAAAAAAUAUAUCUGUAUAUAUUUAUAUAUGAACUCGUAAAAAUAUAGUUGUAUAAAGAAUUUUUUUUUUUUUUUUUUUGUUUGUUUAGCUUGGCUACUAUAGAAAAUAUUUUCUUUUGUAAAUGUCCUACGUUAAGUACAAAACCAAAAGUUAUGAAAUAAAAGUAUAAUAAAUCUAAAAAUACUUAUCAUUAAGAUAAUGGCUUGUUUAUAAACUCCUGAGUUAUUUUCUGUUGUCAAGUUACUUCAAUGUAUUUUUGCUUUUGUUGUGUUUGUUGGCCACUUCCAAUAUUCAUGUCACACACAGUUUUUUUUUUUUUUUUAAAAAUCUUUUUGUUUUUAUAAAAAAUAUACAUAAAUAAAUAAAUUACAUAUAUGUAAUCCAUAUAUACAUAUAUAUCCACCCACACAAAAGCUUUAAAUCAAAACAGAGCUGUAGUGUGAGCUUACUUAUGUUAACCUCUCAAACAGUGUUGAACUACUUGGAUCUUAAAACACAGAUUUUCUUUAUCAUAUGUAUAUAGAAAAAUUCAGAUGGGUGCUUUAUUUCCUUUAGUCAUUCAUCUGUAACUUUGUGUUGUUUCCACAUGUUAAAUGAAUAUAAUUCAGAUGGGUGCUUUAUUUCCUUUAGUCAUUCAUCUGUAACUUUGUGUUGCUUCCACAUGUUAAAUGAAUAGUCUCUGAAAGAGUAGAAUAGCCAGGUUUGGAAAUAUGGAGGGGUGCUUUUUUUUUCAUUGUAAAUAUGAUAAUUGAGGUUGCCUCUGUUCAAUUUGUCUAUUCCCCUGUGCAAUUGGUUGUUUGUUGCAACCCAGUCUAGUGAACUGGUAAAAAGGGCUGAGCUCUUAUAGAUGUAAGCAAGUGUGGAAUGUUAUUGCAUGGGUCUGCAUACAAGGGGAGAAAAUCUAUUCAUGGAUUGUUGUGUAAUUGUUUGAAAACAGUGAGUAGUGUGUGAAACCUAAUGAAACAGGCUAUUCAAAAAAAUAGAACAAGCAUUAGUGCCCUUUGUAUUUUUUCCAUUUGUGUAUAUCACUACUUGUGUAGUUGCAUGUUUCCACCCUUUCAUUUUGUGUAUAUAUUUUCUGAUAAAAAAGUGUUUACAGGUAAUACAAAUGCGAAAAAAAUCAAUGUUACAAUUUUAAUGUCUUCAUAUUUUUUUUUAAAGGGCAGCUUAAAUUUGUUGGUUGCUUACCCAAAUAUUCUUUAGCAUUUUGUUUUUACAUAAUUUACAUGUACAAUAAUGUGUUUUUUUUUUGUUGAGGGGAGGGAAUGUUACAUAUUUCAUAUAUGUAUUGCUUGUAAAUAUUGUGUGUUAGGAAAUUAAAUGAGCAGAUAAAAAGACAAAUCAAGAAAACAAAAAUAAAACUAAGUUUUUAUUUUUUAAGGGGCAGUUGUUUCAUCAUUAUGAAAAUAAUAUUUUCCUUUCAAACUUCUCAUCCAGUGGUUUAAUCUUAGUCUACAAUUAUGUUAUUACGACAUUUUCAAUAAAUUUUGUUUUAAAUUA
This is a messenger RNA of Biomphalaria glabrata, 5749 nucleotides long. RefSeq names its product cohesin subunit SA-1-like. The transcript has 31 exons. Gene Ontology annotation, cellular component: nucleus; cohesin complex; chromatin. Gene Ontology annotation, biological process: sister chromatid cohesion. The record is from RefSeq and is a predicted model, not a curated record. The coding region runs from base 248 to 3631 and encodes 1127 amino acids. NCBI's taxonomy places the organism in Eukaryota, Metazoa, Mollusca, Gastropoda, Planorbidae. Gene Ontology annotation, molecular function: chromatin binding.